Hemibagrus wyckioides is the source of this 1270-nucleotide messenger RNA. RefSeq names its product leucine rich repeat containing 39 (gene lrrc39). The record is from RefSeq and is a predicted model, not a curated record. Bases 194 to 1270 code for a protein of 358 amino acids. Lineage: Eukaryota; Metazoa; Chordata; Actinopteri; Siluriformes; Bagridae. Gene Ontology annotation, molecular function: protein binding. The transcript is spliced from 9 exons.
CAUGACUGAACACUAGUGACAAACGCAAUAAGGAUAAUGAGUCUUUAAGCAAAUGGGAAUUCUUUGUAAAAAAAACAUUGUGCACAUAUUGGGAUUGUCAAGCAAGCAAGACUAGCGAGCAUCUGAAAACACAAGUGAGGAGAAAAUUUAAAAACAUGUUAAGGGCCACUGUAGAAGGUGACCAUUUGAAUAGAUGAGAGCGACAUAUAGGUUAAAAGAGAGGCAGAGGAUCAUCAUGACCGGCGUGACUGUGUGUUUUGGGACGGUGAACUCCAUCAAAGCUUUAUGGGAAAUUAGGAUAAAGAAGAACAAGGAGGAGCUGAACAAAGAGAAAGAGCAGAGGGAGAAAACGGCUGUGGGAAAGUUGAAAGGGGCUUGGGAGGAUCGGAUCACCUUGGCCAAGUUAAAGGAAAAAAUUGUGACAGAGGAUGGAAGGGUCAUCCUACGCAUUGAAAACGAAGAGUGGAAGACUCUUCCUGCAGCACUGGUCCAGCUGUCUCAGAUUCAGGAAUGGCAGAUUCACCGAACAGGGCUUCAGAAGAUCCCACGCUUCAUCUCCAGCUUUCAGAGCCUUAUCGUUCUCGACCUGUCCCGCAACACAAUCACAGAAAUUCCUAAAGAAAUUGGGAAGUUAACCCGAUUACGAGAGCUGCUUGUGAGUUACAACAGACUGAACUGUAUACCUGAGGAGUUAUGCAGCUGUGAGUGUUUGGAGCGACUGGAACUGGCAAUGAACCGAGAUCUGGAUGAGCUUCCACAACAGCUCAGCAAUCUGAAGAAACUACAUCACCUGGACCUCUCAAUGAAUCAGUUCAGCACAAUCCCAGAGUGUGUAGUGAACCUUCCUGCUCUCGAGUGGUUGGACAUGGGUGGGAACAAGAUGGAGAGCCUGCCAGAUGACAUCCACAGGAUGGAGAAGCUGCACACAUUGUGGCUCCAGAGAAAUUACCUGGAGUAUCUGCCAGACAACAUCAGCCGCAUGCACAACCUGGACACACUGGUGCUCAGCAAGAACAAGCUGAGAGACAUUCCUUCACUGAUGGAGGGUAUGACGAACCUCAGGUUUGUAAACUUCAGAGACAACCCUCUGACGUAUGAUGUGACUCUCCCUGACCUGAAAGAGGACGUGGCAGAGGAGGAGAAUGACAGAGAGAUGUUCGGCAAAGAAUUCAUGCACCAUUACAUCCAUGAAGCCCGCAAAAGAGGAUCCCAGACUUAUACAUCAGUGAUAAAUGUGACACUGGAGGGUUUGAUAGAGGAAGUGGCGUGA